CCUGUUUAACUCACUUAUGGGUAAAAAUUUUUCCCCAAAAUAAGUUUAAGUCAAGACAGCACAGGUGAAUAGAGUAAAACAUUUAACUAAUUAAUAUCAGCAUACUUCUCCAGUUGAUUGAUUACAUUAAGAACAUUGAUUGCAUUAAGAACAUUACAUUUCUGUCCAGGAAAUUCAAAGCUGGGAGGAGCAGAAAGAGAGAAGUUCACUGAUAUCAGUCUGUCACACAAACACACAAUCACUCCUGAAGCACAACAUCUACAGAUGGCUGUCAGUGUAUUAUAAAGCUACAAACAGAGUUUAGUACUUCAUCAGAAAUGGAGAGAAUCACAUGUAUGUCUCUUCUGCUCACAGCUGUGGUCAGUUCUUCUGCAGGAGCUCUGCGUCAGUAUCACUUUGUGAAUCAGACCCUGAACUGGACUGAAGCUCAGAGAUACUGCAGAGAGCAUCACACAGAUCUGGUCACUAUCAGUGACAUACAAGAACAGAAUGACAUUGAACAGGCCAUAAAGAGAGUGAACAGCAAUGCUGAUCGUGUCUGGAUUGGGCUGAAGAACACAAAAGUUGGUUUCUGGAGUGACCCUGCCUUCUACACAGAACAUGAGUCUCAGUAUAGGAACUGGGAAUCAACACAACCAGGAGGAGAUGGAGACUGUGUUUACAUGGAAAAACAUGGACAAUGGCAUGAUGUAAACUGUAGUACAAUAAUGCAUUUCAUUUGCUAUAAUGGCAGCAGUAAAGGAUUCGUCUCUGGACAGGAGAAAAAGAACUGGACUGAAGCUCAGAAAUACUGCAGACAGUAUCACACAGAUCUGGCCAGCGUGAGGAAUCAGAGUGAGAAUCAACAGAUUCAGAACAUCACAACAGAUGAUCAAGUCUGGAUCGGUCUGCACAGACUCUGGGUUUGGUCAGAUAACAGCACCUCCACAUUCACACACUGGCAAUCUACUAAGGUUAACACUCGUCAGAACUGCACAUCUAUUGUUAUCAGCGAUGAAGGACGGUGGACAGACGAGGACUGUUCAAAAGAGCGUCCCUUUGUGUGUUAUGAUGAUAAGCUGGUUCUGAUCCGAGAGAAUAAGACGUGGACUGAAGCUCUGAGACACUGCAGAAACAUGGACAUGGACCUGGUGUCGGUGGAUUCGGAGCAGAUGCAGCGGCGGGUGAUGAACGUGACCUCGAGUGCCUCCUCCGCUCAUGUGUGGCUGGGUCUGCGUCACUCCUGCACAGUGGGGAUCUGGUUCUGGGUAAACGGUCAGACCGUGUGCUACGAUCAGUGGGCUUCUGAUUACGACAAACAACGGGACGACUGCGAUACGACAGUGAGAUCCGGAGCCAUCCGGACCCGUGAUAAUCACUGGAUCAGCCGUCCUGAAACUGAAGAAAUCAAUUUCUUCUGCAUCGAGUGAGUGCUGGAGAGUACAUGUGAUCCAGAUUAUUAAUAUGAAGCACUUGUGAUUAGAUUAUAUAAUAUUUUAAAAUGCCCAUAAUCAGAUUCCUGGUACUUAUUGAUCUUAUUGUUUACAUAUUCACACAAUGGCAUUAAAUUAUUCAUGUGAUCAUAAAAUGUACUCAGAAUACAUGACUAAUAAUCUGUAAUCUAAUAGAUUGUUACUAAAUAAAGUUUUCAUCAUGUAAUUUGGAAUCCUUAAUGGACUAAAAUAAUUUAAGUAACUACCCACUGUGUGUGUGAGUCAAAUAACAGAUUCAGUCAAGCCAUUUGGACUCAAAUGAUUUUAUUCGAUUCAAUUCAAUUUAUUUGCUUUUUUACAAUACAUAUUAUUUCAAAGCAGCUUCACAGGAAAUGUAUAUUUCAUUGUUAGAAUCAGGAAGUUUUGUGUAAUUGGACUCAAGUGAUCUCCAUUUAAAGUCUUUUCAUGUCUAUUUGAACUUCUAUCAUGUUUUCUCUUGUUUAAGUUCAGUUAUAUGAUUCAGUUUCAUGACUCAUGAGGUGAUGGAUACAAAUAUUUACUGUGUUUUCUGUCGUUUUGCAUUAUUAUUGUUUUUGUUUGUUUGUUUAGCACAUAUUGUUUAGUACUUACAACUUACAUUUACUUUUGUUGAAUCAAUGUUAUGUAAACUCCAUCUAAAAUUACCGCAAAUACGUUUAUAUAUAAUCAUAAUACAUGAAACUGAAUGAAAACUAUUCUGUAUUUUAACCUCUGCUUUUGCUUGUUUCAUACGGAGUUUGUAAAUGGAAACUGUGAUGCAAAAUACUUAAGAUAGAAUUACAUGUGAGAUCUUAUUUCACUGCUUUUGCAUUUCUCCCUUUACUUGGAAAGAACACCAAAAAAUUUAAAUAUAUUUUUCCUCCUAUCUCAUAUAUUUCCCAUCACCAUUUGUAUUUAGGGACUUUCCUAAUCCAUCUUUUUAAUAAACGUGACAUUGUGGACUAUG
Messenger RNA from Cyprinus carpio (common carp), 2397 nucleotides. Its product is annotated as macrophage mannose receptor 1-like. Lineage: Eukaryota; Metazoa; Chordata; Actinopteri; Cypriniformes; Cyprinidae. Bases 318 to 1409 code for a protein of 363 amino acids. The record is from RefSeq and is a predicted model, not a curated record. The transcript has 6 exons.